CUAUAAUUCACUCUUAUGGCUUUUUCGCCAAAUCCUCUCUCCGACUGUGGGGGUGAUGAACAAACCCUAGAUUGAAAUUGAAGAUUUGAAGAAUCCAUACAUUCAAAGCACUUUAAAGGCUUCUUGGUGAUUAUUGUUAUAUGAUGCCUCCUAAGGGAAGAGAACAUUGUCAAGGUUUACCUCCUGACAUCCUUAGCGACCUUCAUGAUAAUGUUAUCGAUGUCAUUCUGAUGUGUUUGCCUUGUAAAGAUGCUGUGAGGACAAGUGUCUUAUCAAGGAAAUGGAAGUAUCACUGGUGUAGACUUGCAAAGUGGAAGUUUGAUGAAUCUCUUUGGAGCACACAAAAGGAUAAGCUUUACCCUACAGUUAAAUUUAGAAAGACAGUCUACCAGCUUUUGACCCAUCAUGAAGGACCCAUUACUAAGUUUAAGCUCGACAUUACUUACCUGAAAGAAUGUCCUAAGAUUGACAACUUCUUAUAUUUCCUGUCUAGGAAAGACAUUCAACAUCUUGUUCUUCACCUUCCACAGAAAAAAGAUGAACUAUACAAAUUGCCUUCUUCAAUUUUCAUAUGUUCGCAGCUGAGGCAUUUAAAUAUUCAUUAUUGCUCAAUACAUCAUCAUCCAUCGGCCUGUGAAGGAUUUGAUAGUUUAGUCAGGCUGGAACUAUGUAGAGUCAUGAUUUCUUCUGAAUUGCUUGGACAUUUAAUAUCUCAUUGCCCGUUGCUUGAGAAGUUGGUGCUGAAAAUCGCGAAAACAUUAAACGUAACUGAAAUUAAUGCCCCAAUGUUGAGAUCCUUUGAGUUCACAGGCAGUGUAAGUUCUAUCCGUUUAAAGAAUGUCCCUCUUCUGGCAAAAGUAUCUCUGAUAUGUGAAAAUUCUUCUAUGGAGGCAGAGAAGUUUGAUUAUGCAAAGUUUUUCCAGUCUUGUUCUGCUCUUGAGCACCUCUUCUUGAACUUCCGUUAUGGUCAGUUCUUUGCAGAUGAAGCACCAACAAGGCUUCCCUUUUAUCUGAACCGCGUCAAACAUCUUCACCUGUCUCAUGUUGAGCUGAAGGAAUCAUAUACUCGCUCAUGUGCUCUCUGCUUGAUACGAAGCUUCCCACAUUUAGAAUAUCUCAAAAUUGAGGUUUUUAAUACACGGCUGGUUUACAAUGAAGCUGAUAGUGGUAUUCAAGAAUCCCUUGAACUCGAACGUUUCUCAGAUGUCACAUUUAAUCACCUCAGGGAAGUUGAGAUUAUAAGCUUUAGAGGAACAACGCUUGAGAUGCAGCUUAUCAAGAUUUUGUUAGCCAAGUCUCCAGUAUUGGUGAAAAUGUACAUCGAUCCAGCAAUUCUUAUUGACACAGGAUCAGAAAUUCUUGCUGAGCUAGUAAGUUUUCAGCGUGCAUCACCCGAAGCUGAAAUAGACGUUGAAUAUUAUGGAAAGUUAGAACUGAAUAGGGUAGAAACAAAUGUCGAUAGAGUCGUUUAACACUGUGUUUUGCCUUGUCGUAGUAAGGUAAAGAGACGUGCGAAAACCUGUUUUGGAACAUUUAGCAUUUCUGGAAGGAUGCUUUGAUUAGUUUGUUCUGUAAUAACAU
This is a messenger RNA of Solanum verrucosum, 1581 nucleotides long. RefSeq names its product F-box/FBD/LRR-repeat protein At1g13570-like. The transcript has 4 exons. The record is from RefSeq and is a predicted model, not a curated record. Bases 141 to 1472 code for a protein of 443 amino acids. Gene Ontology annotation, molecular function: protein binding. NCBI's taxonomy places the organism in Eukaryota, Viridiplantae, Streptophyta, Magnoliopsida, Solanales, Solanaceae.